AUGGCCGGGCAGCGGGCUGUGGCGGAUUCGUGGCUGGGGGAGGAGGAGGAGCUGGACGGGCUGGGCAGCUCCGGGCCUCCUCUCGGCUCCAGAAACUGGGAGGACGUAGCGAACAGCUACUCCGCCGAAGACGGGCGGAGAGGCACCGGCGUUGCCAUGGAAACUGCAUCCACAGGUGAUUCCAUGUCUGACCUCUUCCAGAAGUCUUCCCCGGGGCAGGACGAUCUAUACACCUCCCUCCUCUCCACUCACUCCUCCUCCGCUUCCAACCCGUUCGGUGGAGGUGCUCCUCUUUUCUCCUCCGAGGGAAACCGCUCUCCUCCUGCUCCAGCCGGGACCGACUCCGGCAUCGGCAUGACCCCCGGUGACCCCUGUGACCUUCAGACGCACAGGACCGACCCAUACAACUACAUGGACAUGAGCGACGACCUCUGUGACCUCGGCAACCUGGGCAACCUGGGCAACCUGGGCAACCUCGGAGCCAGCAGGUCAAAGCAGCAGCCGACGAGGGGCUACGAUGACGAGGACGAGGACGAUUUGGACGGCCUUCAGGAUUUCAAGCUGAAGAAGCAUGAGAAGGAGCCCGAGCCUGACCCCUUCGACCUUGAACGCUACCUGGAGAAAAAUGCCCCCCUGUCUGGGGGUCUGGAGGGCAAAGAAGACUUGGGGUCAGCUGGAGGUCAGCAUGCCUUUCCGUAUGUGGAGGAUCCAUCGGAUGAAGAAACAGCGGAGUACCGCUCUUACCGCAUGAUGGGUACCCCGCAGACCGCCAGCCCUGUGAAGAUCACUGUGACGACCGACUCCCGUAACCUGGCAACCCAGCCACAGAGGGUGUCUCCACAAGGGGGCGCCAUGGAGAGGGACAGUGUGCUCAGUUUUGGCCAGCAAGGCCUUCCCACAGUAACGCUGUCGGAGCCGGAAGACGACAGUGCUGCUUCCUCUGCCAAUCAUUCCCCUAACCACUCCCCUACAGGACGAGAGUCUCCCUCGGACAUUUUAUUCCAACCUGCAGGAAUAAAGUCUGCGAGCUCAGUGCGGAACACCAGUGCCCCCUACCAAGACUCAAAAGGUCCUGCCAAGCCCUCCAGCCCGUGGGACGUGCCCGGAUUUGGUGGACAAGAUCGUGACGGCAGCGGGGCAGAAUCCGGAGACUCCGAAAUUGAGCAAGUGGCCGAAGAGCCUGAUUCACCAAGGCUCGAUAAGAUCCAGAGCUCAAAAGGGGGUUUCAGCAAAUCUGGCAACCCGUUCGAGCAGUCCAGAGAUGCGAAUAAAGCAACCAAUCCUUUCGAGAUGCCUCAAGCCAACAAGACGAAUGCUAGCAACCCAUUUGGGCCUUCCAGCACUGCCAAGGGUGCUUUCGGUCAAUCUGGCAACCCUCCCCUCUACAGUCUCCUGCGCGAAGAGAGGGAGGCGGAGCUUGACAGUGACCUGCUAAUUGAAUCGGCUUCUGAAGAGAGCCCCAAAAGGGAGCAUGGGUACUGCCCCCCAAAACCGAGCUCAGCUCCAGCGCCGAACAUCUCCUCCAGUCCAAUCUCGGCCCCCCGCCCAACAGAGUCAGCGCCAAGCAACCAGAAACCGAAGGAGAAAGAGGGCGAGAAGGAGAAGGUUAGUGUGGAGAAGCCGGUCGAGAAGGCCAAGCCUCAGCCACAGCAGCAUGAAGAUAAACCCCGUCCAUCAGCUAUGGGUACGUCUGCAGCUUCUCCGGUGCAGCGCACCCUGGAGGACGGGGGGAGUAAGAGCACGAGCAGCGGAGAGAUGAAAGCAGCCGGCGCUAAACAGGCAGAGCUGCCGCCUUUCCUGCAAAACUUCAACAAGCAGAAAGUGGUGGACCUGCUGCACUGGCGGGACGUGAGGCAGUCCGGCCUGGUCUUCAGCAGCGUGCUGCUGCUGCUGUUCUCGCUAACUCAGUUUAGCGUGGUCAGCGUGGUGGCCUACCUCGCUCUGGCCACGCUCUCGGCCACCAUCAGCUUCAGAGUGUAUAAAUCGGUGCUGCAGGCUGUGCAGAAGACCGACGAGGGACACCCCUUCAAGGCCUAUCUGGAGGUGGAGAUUGCUCUGUCUCCGGAUCAGAUCAGUAAGUAUGUGGAGAAAGUGCAGCUGUAUGUAAACCACAUGAUGAAGGAGCUGCGCAGACUCUUUCUGGUUCAGGACCUGGUCGACUCCAUAAAGUUUGCAGUGCUGAUGUGGCUGCUGACAUACGUAGGCGCCCUCUUUAACGGCCUGACUCUGCUCAUCCUGGCUGUGGUGUCCAUGUUCUCCAUGCCUGUGGUCUAUGAGAAGUAUCAGACGCAGAUAGAUCAGUAUCUGGGGCUGGUGAGAACCCAAGUGAACACCAUAAUGGCAAAGAUAAGGGAGAAGGUUCCUGGGGCCAAAAGGAAGGAUGAGUAAACUCCUCCCAUCCACCGCCAGUGAAAACACGACAAGCCAGUAAAACUACAACUAAUCCCAGCACUGAAGGACCCCAAGGGCCAAAAUACCACCUGCGUAAAAAUAAACCAGAAAAGCUCACAAAUAGUGGCACACGUGGAAAAACCUCACUGUUGUAAAAUCACUGUAACCCCCGGCACGAGUAGCUACGGCGGCUAACACGCUAACUCACUAGAGCUGAUCACGAUUAUUGGGGGGGGGUUAAAGCUAUAGAUAGAACUGAAGGUCAUGAACUGCUUUUCUCUUUCAUCGCUUCUGAUUAAAAUGCAUGAAGUCCAGUCUUGAGUAGGUAAAUAUUCGCUCUCUCUCUCUCUCUCUCUCUCUACCACUCUUUUCUUUCCGCUCUUCGUUUUGCGGCGCUUCUUUCCGACGGUAAAAAGAAGAGAAAAAAAAAAAACAAAAACAAAAAAAAAAAACGUGGCGCACCCACGAAACAAAGCAUCAUGCCGGUCUAGUCAUCUGAACUAACUGCUUAAAGUCUCCACCGCACUGUUAGAGCGCUCCACUCUUGGUGUGUAUAUACAUACAUGCAUACAUAUUAAUAUAUCCAGUCAAACUGUGGAUCGAUUUUCUUUUCUCUCUUUCUCUGUUUUAUCCUCUGUGUUUUAAAGCACAAGAAUAAUUUGAAGGCGUGUUCACUAAAUGUCGUAAGUGUAAUUUUUUGCUUUUGUAAAACUAGGGAAGAAGUCUACACAGGCCGAAGCGCUUUAGGUUUAGCUCCGAGGCUCGGAACGAUCCAGCAGACUAAAACUUGUCCAACUUUGUAUUACGUUCAGUGUAGUUCUUUCAAAGUCGAUGGGACUCUAACUAUUUGCACUUAUGUAUUUAAUUGACGAAUGAGAAAAAUAAAUGUCCUGUAAUGUAAAA
Messenger RNA from Pygocentrus nattereri (red-bellied piranha), 3294 nucleotides. It is a transcript of the gene rtn1a, whose product is annotated as reticulon 1a. The transcript is spliced from 9 exons. Gene Ontology annotation, cellular component: postsynaptic density; neuron projection. Lineage: Eukaryota; Metazoa; Chordata; Actinopteri; Characiformes; Serrasalmidae. Gene Ontology annotation, biological process: brain development; neuron differentiation; endoplasmic reticulum tubular network formation. Bases 1 to 2388 code for a protein of 795 amino acids. The record is from RefSeq and is a predicted model, not a curated record.